GUCCAUUGAGCCGCAUAUGGUGAACAAUCUGCGGUCCUUUAGCACCGCCAAGGAGAUGUGGGAUUAUUUGAAGCGCAUCUACAACCAAGACAACAAUGCAAGGCGGUUUCAGUUGGAGUUGGAGAUUGCAAAUUAUAGCCAAGGUAAUCUUUCCAUUCAGGAGUAUUAUUCUAGUUUUCUUAAUCUGUGGAACGAGUAUACCGGAAUCAUUCAUGCUAAGGUGCCAAAAGAAGCCUUGUCCGCUAUUCAAGAGGUUCAUGCAACCAGCAAACAUGAUCAAUUUUUGAUGAAACUUAGGCCAGAAUUUGAAGUUACUAGGGCUGCGCUAUUAAACAGAGAUCAUGUUCCCUCUUUGGAUGUGUGUCUUGGUGAAUUGCUUCGUGAGGAGCAACAGACUCUUACCCAGGCUGUUAUGGCACAAGAGAAGCUGUCCUCAGAUGUUGUGAAUGUUGCAUAUGCUGCUCAAGGGAAGGGAAAGGGCAAGGACAAGGUCCAGUGCUAUUGCUACAAGGAAUUCGGCCAUAUUGCUCGCAACUGCAACAAGAAAUUCUGCACUUACUGUAAGCAGUCCGGGCACAUCAUUAAGGAGUUUCCUACGCAACCUUAGAAUCGCCGAGCCAAUGCUUUUCAAGCUGCGGUCAGUUCUGCUUCUGUGGAUCAGUCCGCAAGAAUCACAUCUGCUGCAGACACAUCAGCAGGUCCUAACCAAGUUGUUCUUACCCCAAAGAUGGUGCAACAGAUGAUUAUCUCAGCCUUUUCAGCAUUGGGACUUCAAGGUAACGGUUCAGGAUCAAGUGUCGGGGAAAAUGAUCGCGAAGGGGCCUAAAGUUGGAAGAUUGUUUCCUCUGCAUUUUACUCUUCCAAGCCUAUUGUCUUUGGCUUGUACUGCUGCAACAAAUCAGAGAGUGAGGUUUGGCAUAAAUGCCUAGGCAAUCCUAACUCUCUUGUUUUGUCUCAUUUAGUGAAGCAUGGUUUUUUGGGCAAUAAAGAUCAGUUCUCUUCUUACAGCAUGUCUUUUGAUUGUACUGCUUGUAAACUUGGAAAAAGCAAAACUCUAUCUUUUCCUAACAUGGUAGUUGAGCUGAAAAAUGCUUCGAUAUUAUUCAUAGUGAUGUUUGGGGCAUUACUCCUAUAACAUCUCAUGUCGGAUAUAAAUAUUUUGUGACGUUCAUUGAUGAUUAUACUCGUUUCACUUGGGUGUAUUUUCUCCACUCCAAAUCCGAAGUAUUUUCUAUUUUUCAGACCUUUGUGGCUUAUGUUGAGACUCAAUUCUCAACAUGUAUUAAAGUAUUAAGGUCUGACUCAAGCGGAGAAUAUAUGUCUCAUGACUUUCAGGCGUUCUUGCAUCAAAAAGGUAUAAUUUCUCAGCGAUCUUGUCCUUAUACACCUCAGCAAAAUGGUGUUGCUGAACGUAAGAAUCGCCAUUUGUUGGAUGUUGUUCGCACCUUGUUGCUUGAAUCCUCUAUUCCUUCUAAAUUUUGGGUUGAAGCUUUGUCUACUGCAGUUUAUUUGAUUAAUCGACUGCCUUCUCAAAUUUUGGACUUUGAUUCCUCUUAUUAUCGUCUCUAUGGCAAGCAUCCUGGUUAUAAUCAGUUUCAUACUUUUGGAUGUGUUUGCUUUGUUCACUUACCUGCUAAUGAACGUCACAAACAUGCUGCCCAGUCGGUUCAGUGUGCCUUUAUGGGUUAUAGUAUUGCUCAAAAGGGUUUUGUGUGUUAUGAUGCUCUACUAACUGACUUCGUGUCUCUAGAAAUGUAGUUUUCUUUGACAAUCAGUAUUUCUUUCAGUCCAAUGUUGCCUCAUCUUCUGAUCUUGCCAUGCUUCCUAGCUUUGAUGAUAUAUAUCAUUCUAUUGAGCGCUUCAAACCAAAUAUUGUGUACAAGAGACGUCGGCCAUCUCAGCCCCUUCCCGAUACUGAUCCACCACCUGAGCCUGCAGUCCCUGCGCCUCAGAGGUCCACCAGAGCCUCCCAUCCACCAGAUAGGUAUGGAUUCUCACAUACAUCACUCAAUGUGACUCUGUCUACCAUCCAUCACGAUUCCUACUUGUUAUUCCCAGGCAAUUAAGUAGGAAUGUCGGAUGAAGGCCAUGCAAGAUGAGCUUCAAGCUCUACAAGAGAAUCACACUUGGGAUAUUGUUCCAUGUCCUUCUGAUGUUAAAUCCAUUGGCUGUAAAUGGGUGUAUUCAGUGAAGCUACGUCCUGACGGGACUGUGGAAAGAUAUAAGGCUCGGUUGGUUACUCUUGGUAAUAGACAGGAAUAUGGAGUAGAUUAUGAUGAGACUUUUCCUCCGGUGGCUAAAAUGACUAUAAUACAAACAGUUCUUGCCAUUGCUGCUUCUAAAGGUUGGGCCCUACGACAAAUGGAUGUUAAGAAUGCUUUUCUGCAUGGUGAUCUCAAAGAGGA
Molecule: messenger RNA, 2405 nt
Organism: Phoenix dactylifera (date palm)
Lineage: Eukaryota; Viridiplantae; Streptophyta; Magnoliopsida; Arecales; Arecaceae
Source: RefSeq, a predicted model, not a curated record